GUCAUCACUUUGAGGAAACACGAUCACGUGAACUAAAGUUAGUAGGCCUACUGCCACGAUUUUGAUUGCGUACACAGUUUAUUGGACAUGUGAGAUGUAAUUGGUAGAGCCUCCAGCCCAUGGACAUGAUACUAGAAGAAUUUAGGUUGACAAGGUAAACAAGAAAUAAAUGUGAACCUCGACGUCUUCCGCACUUUUUAUGAAUAAAGCUCACCAACCCUAACUCAAAAUGGAAUACGAGCCUGAUGAACGACGCCCUCUGAUUAGCAGGACGAUCUCAGAGGAUGGGGUGUUUGACCCUCCGCCGACCCCCGUCUACUAUGACACAUCCCGCAAGAAGCGAAGAGUGGCCUGUUUGAUCAUCUUGCUCACGGAGAUGCUUGAGAGACUUGCCUACUAUGGCAUUACUUCCAACCUCAUCCUGUUCCUCACUCUGGAACCGUACAGCUGGCUGUCUUACAACGCAAUGCACACCUUUUUUGUGUUCACAUGCGUCUCGUACAUAUUUUCUGUCGUCGGAGGAUUGAUCGCGGAUACCUGCCUGGGUAGAUUCAAGACAAUUUUCAUCAGCCUCAUCAUAUUAGUCAUUGGUGCUACCUUUUUUGUACUCAUGGGCUUUGCCUCAAUAAAAGGAAAUCAUGAUUUCAUGUGUACAUUGUGUGGUAUUGAGGGAGAUAAUAAUUCGACUAUCCACCCUGAAGGACACGACCUUGGACCUGCACCUAUGAAAUCAUCAGUGGCAUGUCUUGGUCCGUUGGUGGUAGCCACUCUCUUAACAGCAAUAGGAGGUGGGUCAGUGAGGGCCAAUCUCUCACCGUUUGGUGCAGAACAGGUGAAGCAUGAAGGACCAGAUAAGAUCCGCACUUUCUUCCAUUGGUUCUACUGGUCCAUCAACAUUGGUUCUUUCAUUGCGUUUGGGGGAGUGGCCUUUGUGCAACAAAACAUGAGCUUCUAUGUGGGAUACCUGAUGGUAGCAGUAGCUGUCGUCCUGUCCCUGGUGGUCUUCACGUGUGGACGAUGUAUCUUCCUGAUCAAAGACCCUACUGGUAGUGUGCUUCCGAACACCUUCAAGAUCAUCGCCCAGGCGUUCAGGAGACGCAAGAUGAGGAAAGAGAUCAGUAACAAACGAACAAGUAAUCACAUACUGUCGUCAUGUCCGAAGGUCACGUUCCUUGACAUGUCAAAGAAGCGAUACGGAGGCAGCUUCCAUGACUCCAUGGUAGAAGAUGUGAAGAGUCUCAAGAAAGUUAUCGGUGUCUUUGUCGUGCUGAUUCCAUACUGGAUGGUCUACUUUCAGAUGCAGAGUACAUUUGUACUUCAGGGUUUACACAUGAAAUUCACCAUGCCAAAUCAUAACGGCACAGCCCCUCCAUUCCAGUUUCCCGUUGCCUGGCUGAGCCUCUUCGAUGUGGUCGUCGUCAUCAUCCUCUUACCCAUCCUGGACAGAUGCAUCUAUCCAUGUCUGAUCCGCAGGGGAUACAACGUCUCCCUCUUCUAUCGCAUCUUCUUCGGAAUGCUCUUCAGUAUGCUGUCCGUGCUGACAGCGGGAGGCUUGGAGCUGGCCCGCAAGGACUGCUACUAUAACACCCCAAACUGCACCCUGAAUGAGACUGUUGGGAACGAGGGAAACGUUGCCACGUAUACGGCAGCGAAUAUGUGGAUUUUCUACCAGAUUCCUCAGUAUGUACUGAUUGGGAUCAGUGAGGUGCUAGCCAGUGUGGCAGGUUUGGAGUUUGCCUAUACCCACGCACCUAAAUCCAUGCAGGGUCUGAUCAUGGGUCUGUUCUGUCUCUCCAAUGGCAUUGGUUCUCUGUGUGGGAGUGCUCUAGUGGCUCUGUUAUCCAUCGAUUCAAUUGGAUGGUUCGUCUCCAAGGACCAGGGCAACAUCAACGACGGGAAGCUCGCCUACUAUUUCUUCCUGCUUGCCGGAAUUCAACUCGUAGCGACGGUGAUCUUCUUCAUGUACAACCGUGGAAACGUGAUGAACAGUCAUCCCGGGUCGCAGUCGGGGCCGAGCAGCCUCAAAUCCUCGGCAAGAACUGUUCACGUGCAGCGGAAAAACUCCACAUCUGCUGGUUCAGGGGACUGACCAAAGCUGUCAAGGUGAAGAGUUACACCUAUAUUUGGAUGAAAACAGUGAGAAUAUUCUGUUCCUGCAUAGCCCAGAUGCCAUUAUGAUACAACGUCCCUGCGCACUUCCAAAGAAAUUUCAAAGAGAAAUAAUAAUAGAGGCUUUAGCUCUGGCAGCCAUUCAGAGUCCAUUUUUGAUACACAUGUUUACAUCUGGGUCGAGAGUGGCAAUUAUAGAUUAAUGCCUCGCCAAAGGACGUACCUUGCCACGGUUGAAACCUAAUCUGUGAAGCAGGAUUGUAAUCACAUUUGGAUAUAGCACUUGCAGCAUGUAUGGCUGUUUGCCAUGGUUGUGAAAGAGGCUCAUGCGAUUUAUCGAGUUCAUAAGAGUAGAUUUCUGGUUACCAAACCAAAUUUAUCAACUUUAUGAGACCUUUAUGAUUGCAGACUUUAUCACACAAAAAACUUUUGAGUCCUGUGGCUGCUAAUUUAAAUGUCAGACAUUGGAAACAUUCCUGAAAUAUUACACAGGAUUUAUGCACAACAACGCAAACAAGUUUAGACAUUGAGGUGCAUUUUCUUAUGUUUUUGUACGUUUUGUUUAUAAAAGCAAUCUGCGGUACAUAUUCUACUAUCUUUUUAAUUUGUUUUGUUCAUAUUGUUUAGUAGAAAAAAAAUCUCUGAAAUAAGAUUGUGAAAAACUGUGAAGCUCCCAAAUGUGGAAUCUUCAUGGGUGCUGUGGUCAUAGUGGUAUAACACUCUUAAAGUGACUUGGUAACAUUGUUGGAAGAUUGAGGAAAAAAACUGAGUAAUUUUUGUAUGAAAUAUUACUUAUUAUAUUCCUUCUGCUGUACUAACCCUCU
Molecule: messenger RNA, 2933 nt
Organism: Strongylocentrotus purpuratus (purple sea urchin)
Lineage: Eukaryota; Metazoa; Echinodermata; Echinoidea; Camarodonta; Strongylocentrotidae
Product: solute carrier family 15 member 4
Exons: 9
Coding region: 230-2089 (619 amino acids)
Biological process (GO): oligopeptide transport; transmembrane transport
Cellular component (GO): membrane
Molecular function (GO): transmembrane transporter activity
Source: RefSeq, a predicted model, not a curated record